Seriola aureovittata is the source of this 1189-nucleotide messenger RNA. RefSeq names its product heat shock protein 30-like. The record is from RefSeq and is a predicted model, not a curated record. NCBI's taxonomy places the organism in Eukaryota, Metazoa, Chordata, Actinopteri, Carangiformes, Carangidae. The transcript has a single exon. Bases 73 to 708 code for a protein of 211 amino acids. Gene Ontology annotation, biological process: protein refolding; response to heat. Gene Ontology annotation, molecular function: protein folding chaperone.
CAGAAGACAACAGACACUGUAACAGUGUUUCAUCCCACAACAAGAGGACUCGACUCUAAACACACUCUGAAGAUGCUGUGCUCUCAUGGAUUCCAGUCUGCCCUCAGUCCAUUCAGCUUCUACUGGCCUGUACGCAGUCUGUGGCCAGAGGUCACACCUCUGCUCUACCAGCAGGAUCGACUGCAGAGAAACCUACAGGAGCUGUGCAGCAGUCUGGAGCUGAUGGAAAAACUUCAACACAACAUCCUGGAGGAGACGAAGCCUUUCCAAAGCAGUGUGGCCGUGCAGCCAGUCUCCUACCAGCUGGAGAAAGAGGGAGAGCACUUUAACCUGACUCUGGACACUCAAGGCUUUUCCCCAGAGGAGCUGUCUGUCAGGCAGGUGGGCAGGAAGCUGAGAGUCAGUGGGAAGACAGAGAAGAAGCAGGAGGACGGGAAGGGCUCCUACUCUUACAGACUCCAGGAGUUCAGACAGGAGUUUGAUCUGCCUGAAGAACUGAACCCUGAAGCCGUCACCUGCUGCCUGGCUCCAGACGGGAAGCUCCACAUCCAGGCAGCCAGAGCUCCAUGUGCUGAGGAGGCUGAGAGAGAGCUGACUAUCAAGAGGAGCCUGGAGGACAAAACACAGCAGAGUGUGUGUUCACACACAGAGGACAGCAGCACAGAGACACACAACAGCACACAGGACAAACCUGAACACAUGGACUGAUCAGUGUUGUUGUGCCAAUGAGAGGUUUUUUAUAUGGAUGAAUGAUGAUUAUAUAUUCCUUUGUGUGUUUGAAUGUAGAACAGAACAUUAUUAAAUAAAUGUAUUUCAACCUUAUCAUUAUUUCUUUGGUAUUUUUACUCAAGUUUUUUUUAAAAUUUCUUUUGACACAAAUAUGUGCAGGUAAAUACAAAACAUAGGAAAGGUUUUUUAUACAAACGUUAAAUGAUUGGAUUGGAUUGGAUUUUUAAAAACCUGUUUCUGCAUAAUCAAUAAAUGUAUUCAUCCAUUUCAACUAUGAUUUUUUUUUUUACUUUUUAUAACUACUACACAGUUUUAGCACAAUCAGGGUAAACAAACAACAAGUAGAACCUGAAAGUCUGGUCUUACUGCUUGCCCUCUAAAUAGUAAAUAGGUUUGAACUGGUGUGGAAUAAUCAUAAUGUUGUUGUACCAAUACAAGUGUACAUGUUUUUUAUUCAAAU